This is a messenger RNA of Meloidogyne enterolobii, 486 nucleotides long. The record is from the annotation of a GenBank genome assembly. NCBI's taxonomy places the organism in Eukaryota, Metazoa, Nematoda, Chromadorea, Rhabditida, Meloidogynidae.
AUGGGGAAUUGUUUAAGUUGUUGUGGAAAAGAUAACAAUAAUAUUAGAAGAAAUAAUAAUUUAAUAGAAAGAAGACAGCCACUUCCUUUUAUUAAAGGAAUACCUCCUCCUCCACCCCCAGCACUUUUAUUACAAAAACAUUUUGCUAUUCACGAACUUGGAAAGCAAAUACUUAAUUCUUCUUCUUUUUCCUCUUCUUCUUCUCCAACACACCCAAAUGCAAUACUUAAAUCUGUUAAAAGUAAUAGUUCCCCUUCUUCAACAAUUUUAAGUAAUGGAGGAGGAGGUUAUGGAAGUUCUACUACUAAAAGUAUUAGCCAAAAUAGUAAUAAUACAAAUUGUUAUAUUACUCAAAAAAAUAAAAAUAUUGUUACAACAACUCCUUUGGCUACACAAAAACAACAAAAUGAUAUUGGGGGAGGAAUUAAUAAUUUAUUUGUUGCACUUUUUGAUUAUUGUAAAAAAUUAAUUUUUUUGAAUAUCUGA